ACUCUGUGGAGCGGGUGCAAGCGCGAGGCGGGGCCUCUGCGCCCGGCCCGCUUCCCGAACUAUAAAAGCAGCCGCGGCUGUUGGGCUCCACCGCGCCUUACACGUACCUGAGAGUCUCUCGCUUGGGAUCUCCAGUCUCACCGCUACUCGAAAUGGACCCUAACUGCUCCUGCGCCACUGGUGGCUCCUGCACAUGCACCAGCUCCUGCAAGUGCAAAGAGUGCAAAUGCACCUCCUGCAAGAAGAGUAAGUGUGGGGCCAUCUCCAGGAAUCUGGGGCUGUGGCUAAGGUUGGGAGGGAGCCCGAGGCUGGCCCUGAGUGCAUCCUUCUGGGGAACUGGGCUUUCUUUGUCCCUGUUGGCGGUGUCAUUUUCUCUCCAUGCUUUGUGCCCUGAGUUGAGACAGAACAGCAAAUAUUUUGUCUGUUGUGACACAAACCCCAACUGUACCACCCAUGGUUUCAGGACAGAGUUGCACCAAGCUAAAAAAGCAUCCUCUGGGUCUGGGGUCCCAGCUGGAGCCAGGCUUGUUACUGGGGCAGGGAGGUGCCUGGUCAAGUCUACUGCCACCUCUCACUCUCCCCUUCUUCCCCAGGCUGCUGCUCCUGCUGCCCCGUGGGCUGUGCCAAGUGUGCCCAGGGCUGCAUCUGCAAAGGGGCAUCAGAGAAGUGCAGCUGCUGUGCCUGAUGUGGGGACAGCUCUGCUUCCAGAUGUAAACAGACCAACCUGCACAAACCUGGAUUUUUUUUAAUGCAACCCUGAACUGUUUGCUGCAUUUCUUUUUCUAUUAAAUAUGUGAAUGACAAUAAAACAAUUUUGACUUGAA
Messenger RNA from Callithrix jacchus (white-tufted-ear marmoset), 824 nucleotides. The record is from RefSeq and is a predicted model, not a curated record. Lineage: Eukaryota; Metazoa; Chordata; Mammalia; Primates; Cebidae.